UUGAAAUAUUUACUGUUACUGGAUAAGGACAAUUGUGCCUUCGGUAGCUUGAAGUGGCAGCUGCUAAUAGUUUUAAUAUGGACUACUAAUUUUUAGAUAAUUGGUACAAGAUAAAGAGUUAGACAACCACCAUGAAUCCUUGUGUUAAAGGCAUUGAUGAGGAUAGUAGGAUAUUAGCGGUGUCGAAGUGUCUGGAGGAUGCGCUGGAAGCGGCUCUGCGCAACGCGCUUGAGCUCGCGCUAAAGAUCGCAAUGACUGAAUUCAGCAGACUGACGGAUCAGGCGCUGCGAGAUGUCAGGGAUCAGAUACACGAAAGCCAGCAAGAGAACAUCACCCUUAAACUACGACUACAACACAUCCAUGCUGAACAUGACAACCCAAAACUCACAAAUCAGAGCAGGAUUAAAUCAACGGGGAGCGUGCCUGAAACGCAGGAGUCUGAUGGUGUCAACGGUGCAAAUAUGAACAAGGAAGAUACCUCAGACCCAGAAAAGAAGUUUAAGACAAUUCACACACAACACACAGAUAACAUACAACACGUAGACCCCAGUGAUCAGGACCCAUCAUCGUCUGAGCUUGUGUUUGAACAGGUUAAGGUGGAAAAUGAAAAGCCAGAACCAGAGGAUCAAGGACCCAGCAUUGAAAUCAGUUGGUCAUCCAGUGGCUGUGUCUCUUCAUUCUCCACCCCAUUUGAUGGCCUCAACCAAUCAGUCGACAAGACCUCCCUCACCCAGUCGACCCAAAACUGUAGAGAAGUGAGAACUGUCCAGUCCAGUCUAUAUGUUUGUAAAUUCUGUGGUUAUGCAUUUCAUACUGAAAGCGAUCGGCGUAAUCAUCACAUGCAGUAUCACAAGCCUGUAUUAAAGGGGAAGGGUGUAAAUGCAACCAGGAUGAAGAAGCAAAAACAGCAGCGUUUCCCACCUGGAUGCAGCCCAUUUCACUGCACUGUCUGCAACCAGCGCUUCAAACGUCUGGAGAACUUGAAGAUUCACUUGCGGAUACACACCGAAAACAAUACCUCAGAUCACAUACAACAGGUAGAGCCAAGUGAUCAGGACCUGUCAUCAUUUCAGCCAAAGUUUGAGCAGGUUAAGGUGAAGAAUGAAAAGGCAGAACCGGACUUGGAUGGCAGUUCUGGGUGUGAUUUUGAUGAUCGACCAGACUGUAGUUUUGACCGAAGGUCUAAUGAGGAGUUUGAGCUGGACAGAAUAGCUUUGGCCCAGUCUAAACUGUCAGAGGAUUGGAGGCCCGAUUCAGAGCUGCAAAAGAAUGAGACUGAAAGUUUGGAUCCAGGACCCAGCCUUGGUACCUCAGAAAUCCUUGUGCCAUCAAGUGGCUGUGUAUCUUCAUUGUCCACUCCAUUUGAUGGACUCUACCAAUCAGCAGUCAAGACUUCCCUCACCCAGCCACCCGAAAAUUGUAGACACCAAGUGAGGACAAAUGUGCAAUCCAAGCUGUAUGUUUGUAAAUUCUGUGGUCAUUCAUUUCAUAGUGAAAGUGAUCAGCGUAAUCAUCACAUUCAGUAUCACAAGCCUGUAAAGAGAGUAGGGAAAGGUGACAAUGCAACCAGGCCAAAAGAACGAAAACAGCAACUUUUUCCUCCUGGCUGCAGCCCGUUUCAUUGCGACGUGUGCAAUCGGGACUUCAAUCGCCUGGAGAACUUAAAGACUCAUUUGCGGAUACACACUGGUGAGCGUCCGUACUCCUGUUCAGUUUGUGGGAUACGGUUUCGUCACGGAGGGGCACUGACACGACAUUUCCGCAUUCACACUGGGGAAAAACCUUACGUGUGUUCCGAGUGUGGAAAGAGUUUUAGGAACUGUGGGGGUCUACGCUUUCACCAGAAAUCACACAGUCAAGUGCAUUCCUUGAGUAGUUGAUGCUGCAGAGUGUAUAUGAUAAGAUAUUUUGCCUUUACCAAAGGGAAUUAUGAGUGAACAGCAAACCGCUCUCCCAAGAUUCACAUUAUCUUUAUGGUUUAGCUGAUCGUGUGUUUGUUAAUUGUACGCAUCUGUUGUUAUUAAUGUAAGUUAUACCAUGGUCUGUUUGAAUACUGGAUUCUGAUUGGCUGGAAGGUGUGCAUUAAAAGCCUUUAACGCACGGGUAGCUCCUGUCAGUUUGAUUACAUUUAAAAUUAAUUGACAAAAUAACUGUCAUUUUCACCUGUUUGAUCUAAAAUGACACUGUAAACAUCAAUAAAAGCUUUAACUUGGCAAAUAACCAUGGUAUAAGCGGGAUAAUCCACGGCUAGCCUUGGAUUAUCCCUUAUUUAAUAACCUGAGAUUUUAAGAACCAUCACAGAGAUUACAUGAAUUCAACAUCAGUUUUAAUAAGAGAAAAGCACUCUGUUUGUGCCUUUAACCCAGUGUCAUUAACCUUUGUGGCACAUGCAAUCAUGUUUAAGGUCCAUAACACAGUUCCCUCUGUUGCAUCUUGCAUUAAAAUUGCUGUGAUAAUAAAUUAGAAAUGGUGAAGUAACAACUUGUAUUUUGAUUUUUACCUGACCUAAAAUAAAUACUGUAUCAAAAGCUACAAGAACCAUGUUUUCCACAUCAGUGUUGUGAGUACUGUUACUUAGAAUUGAGAAGAACAAACUUUUGUUUCACAGUGGAGAUCAUGGAAUUAUUUUGCAUUUGCUCCUAUUAAACCAUGUAUGGAGA
Triplophysa rosa is the source of this 2660-nucleotide messenger RNA. RefSeq names its product zinc finger protein 260-like. The transcript has 5 exons. Lineage: Eukaryota; Metazoa; Chordata; Actinopteri; Cypriniformes; Nemacheilidae. The coding region runs from base 132 to 1880 and encodes 582 amino acids. The record is from RefSeq and is a predicted model, not a curated record.